Haplochromis burtoni (Burton's mouthbrooder) is the source of this 6957-nucleotide messenger RNA. It is a transcript of the gene dennd6a, whose product is annotated as DENN/MADD domain containing 6Aa. The transcript has 19 exons. Gene Ontology annotation, cellular component: recycling endosome. Gene Ontology annotation, molecular function: guanyl-nucleotide exchange factor activity. The coding region runs from base 182 to 1999 and encodes 605 amino acids. NCBI's taxonomy places the organism in Eukaryota, Metazoa, Chordata, Actinopteri, Cichliformes, Cichlidae. The record is from RefSeq and is a predicted model, not a curated record.
GCACAAAGAACGUAAUACGUUGCUGCUGAAAUGCUAAUUGGAAGCUAAGUGGCUACUUUCUGCACCCUCCUUGUCUCCUGUUGUUACCUGCGGACAAGUUGGCCUGAAAUACCAUUAAACAUAUUUAGGAAACGGUUAACAUUCUUCAGAGCAUCUCGGUGUCCGGUGUCGGGCCGUAGCUAUGGCUCUGCAAGGCCCGGAGGAGCUGGGGGAGCCGGUCGAAGAGUCGGAGGAUCUGGACGACCAGGACGCUAGCAGCAUCUCCCCGGCGGAGGAAAUAACGCUACCCCCCGGGCCUGGAGGCGACGAGGAGACGGAGGAGGCUCUUCUGCUGCCCUGGGACCGUUUCUCCGCCUGGCUGCACUGCAUUUGUGUGGUCGGCUUCGACCUGGAGCUCGGACAGGCGGUGGAGGUCAUUUAUCCUCAUCAUUCCAAACUGUCGGAGAAAGAGAAAACAAGCAUCUGCUACCUUUCAUUCCCUGACUCCAACUCAGGUUGCCUUGGUGACACACAGUUCUGCUUCCGGUUCCGGCAGGGUUCCAACAGGAAGACGUCACUUGGCUGCUUCUUGGAAACCACUGACAGAGAUGCGCCACCUUGUCUGAAGAGGGAGCAGGGCCAUUACUAUGGUUAUGUGUACUUCCGUCAGGUGCGAGACAAAUCUUUGAAGAGAGGAUACUUCCAGAAGUCUCUCGUCUUGAUCAGUCAGCUGCCCUAUGUGACCUUCUUCCACUCGCUGCUGAAGAUUAUGGCUCCUGAAUACUUUGAGAAACAGGAGCCCUGCCUGGAGGCUGCGUGUAAUGACAUCGAUCGCUGGCCAACGCCUCAUCCUGGACGAAUCCUGACGCUGCCUAUCAUGGGUGUAGUCCUCAAGGUUCGCAUCCCAACCUCUUAUGAUAAACCAGGAACGUCACAGCUGGUCCAAUCCGCCCAGAGUGAUAGCAUGGUGUCCAUUGUGCUCCCAACAAUUCAUGAAGUGGACCUCUUCAGGUGUUUCUAUCCAGUCUUCUUCCAUCUCCAGAUGCUUUGGGAGUUGGUGUUGCUGGGGGAGGCACUUGUUGUCAUGGCGCCAUCACCAGCCGAGUCAUCUGAUACUGUGCUAGCUUUGGUCAGCUGCAUUGCUCCUCUGCGUUACUGCAGUGAUUUCCGGCCGUACUUCACCAUUCAUGACAGUGAGUUUAAGGAGUACACCACCAGGACGCAGGCUCCGCCAUCAGUCAUUCUAGGAGUGACCAAUCCUUUUUUUGCAAAAACGCUGCAGCACUGGCCGCACAUCAUCCGCAUCGGAGACAUGAAACAAGCAGGAGAGAUGGCCAAGCAGAUGAAAGUCAAGAAACUGAAAAACCUCAAAACUCUGGACUCUAAACCCGGUGUGUACACUGCAUAUAAACCGUAUCUCAACAAAGAUGAAGAAAUCAUCAAACAGCUUCAGAAGGGUGUUCAACAGAAGAGACCCUCUGCAGCCCAGAAUGCAAUUCUUCGGCGCUACUUCUUAGAACUGACACAAAGCUUCAUCAUUCCACUGGAGCGGUACGUGGCCAGUCUGAUGCCUCUCCAAAAGUCCAUCAGUCCCUGGAAGAGUCCUCCUCAGCUACGACCGUUCAUACAGCAGGACUUCAUGAAGACACUGGAGAAAGCUGGACCUCAGCUUACGUCCAGACUGAAAGGAGACUGGAUAGGACUCUACAGGCAUUUCCUCAAGUCUCCCAACUUUGACGGCUGGUUCCGCAACAGGAGGAAAGAGAUGACGCAGAAACUGGAAGCCCUGCACCUCGAAGCGCUGUGUGAGGAGGAUCUCCAGAAGAGAAUCCAGAAGCACACAGAGGUGGAGACAGUCGAUCUGGUCCUGAAGCUGAAAGACAAACUGACUCAGGCGGAGAGGGAGAAGUUACCAGUGCAUCCCGGGACCUUGGAGAAGCUGAGAGCCCAUAUCGAGGGUGUCAUCCUGACCUUACCAGAGGACCUGCAGGGCAUCCUUCACAAGCCCACCACGCUCUGACCUCUAACCCUGCAGGCUGCAACACUAACCCCCAGUUAAAGCUUGUUUUAAAGUUUUGGGUGGGGGGGCUUGGUGGCUCUCCUCCCAGUCAGUUUCCAAGGUGAGGGUGAUGUGGACCCUUUCACUCAGAGUGAGUGCCAGUUUAAAUCUGCUCUGGUCUAAGAUGGAAAGCACAUACUUGGGUGCCAGCUCUCAAUGAGUCAGACUAAACAGCAUGUCAGUGAUCAUGUGGGUAUUUUUAUUUUUUUUUUUUAAGAUGACCAGUCAAACCAGGAUCACCUUUUUUUUUUUCCUUUUUAAAAAUCACUGCUACAUUACUACAUGAAGAAAGCCUGGAGGGCUCGAUCCUGAUAGCAUUUUCUGAACAGUCUGAGGCUGCGUGCGCAAGCAACAAGAAGAUGGCUUUUACUGACCUUUGACCCUGGACGUUUUUACCUCCUUAACAUUUUUUUGUUUGUUUGUUUGUUUUUUAAACAUUGAUGGUGGGUCGCUGCAGUCUAACUGAACAAAAUCUGGAAAUGUAAAAAGUUUCCCAAAGAAGUGCACUUCAUCCAUAAUUGGACCAGUGUGCCCUUCUCACACCUUUAUGCAAACAAGCUGAGCCAAGCAGUGCUUUAUAAUGUGAUGUUACUAAAACACACACACACAGCACUAACCACCAGCGACCCCUGCAAUAACUCUCUGCAGGAGCCAGUCAUCUUUUUUUAUCCGUGUCACAUGAUCGUUACAUGACCUAUCAAAAUGAAAUUCAGAAUGGUCUUUAUAUUUGUUUGUUUUUCUGUUGUUGUUUGCUUUGCUUUGUUCUUUUAACAUCUGAAGUUUUGUGUCACUCUUGUGUAAAAUCAUGUAGAAUCUCCUCCGACAGGCCCGUAUCCACCAAGAAAGAAAAAUAGAUCAUUUGAAAAAUACUUGCAGAAAUGCAAAUUUAUAAGAUAUCUGUUCAGGCUUUUUUUUUUUUUUUUUUUUUUUUAAACGAAAGGGAAAAAAGUUUUUCAUUUGAAUGAAUGAGAGGACACCAAAAAAUAUGAGCUAGACCCCAAAAUUUGAUUUCUAGAGAUAAUUAUUGUUUUAUGAUAAUCGGUAAUAAUGAGAGAUUGACUUUCUGCGUGUUGUUUGUGAACUUUCUUCUUUUCUCCUGAUUAGUGUCACUGUCACAAUCAGGUAAUUCCUGUAUCUUAUUGACUUCAAUUUUAAAGGGUUCACAAAUUGUUCUUAGAAGUUAUUUGGCCAUUUUAACACUUUUACUUGAAGUAUAUUCUAAUUUCUUAUAUUUAAAAAAAAAAAUUUAAAUGGUGGAAUGGACUUUUAUUGUGAAAAACUGAAGCUUGAGUCUUCCUUUCUUUCUAGAAAGAAAGGAAGGCUCUGGGUCAUAAAAGUGGGGGAUCACCGCAGCAGUUGGCGCCACAUGUUUGAUUUGGCAUUUUUAAAGCUGUUUACUCUUUCAAUUCAGCGCAAUUCUUAAACGUUUGUUUCUCAUCGCAGGAUCAAACCGUAUCCGUUUCCGCUCGAGAUCGUUCAUAGAAAAAUAAACUUUUUAAAAGCCAAAACAACUCUUUUAAGCAAUUAUUUUAAUGCACUUUCAAGUCCUUGCUAUGAACUGAAAGAAACUGUCAGUUGUUUUGAUUUUAAAAAGGUUUAUUUUCUAUAUAUAGUUUAGUUUUUUCCUGAAAAUUAUCAUCAACUUGUAUAAAGAUAAAUAGAAGCUGUUCUGUUUUAUUCACCUGACAAAAAAAUUCUUGAUUGUAGAGCAGUUUGGAUGACACAAAGUCUGAGACUCAGUAAGGGUGGAGUGCCCCAUGUGGGUUGGGAAUAAGUUGCUACCUGAAUUGGAAGGUUUUUGUGUGUUCUUGUUCAGGAGUGAGGGUGGAGUGGAAGCAGAGCUGGGCAAACAGAUUUGUGUGGAGUCAGCUGUGGUACUGGGUGUUAAACUGAAGCUGCUUAUCUACAUUUCUACCCUCACUGUUGUGAGUACUGAGUGAUGGCUGCAGCUGUGAGCUUCCUCUGAAGUUUGCUAUAGGGUGCGAAGCUUGGUCAGAGUAGAGCAGCUCUUCUCUACAUGGAAAGGAGGCAGUUGUGGUGGUUCAUCGGUGUAAGAUGCCUCCAGAGCACCUCCUAGAUGAGGCGUCUUUGGCAUGUCCUACUGGAAGGAGGUCUCAGUGCAAACUAGGGCACGCUGGAGAGAUUGUCUCUCAGCUGGCUUGUGAACACUUGUGUCUCCCCAGAAGUGCUGGUGACGGGGAGUUUUAGAUGACUCUGCUGAGGCUGCUGGCCCUGUGAGCUGGUUCCAAAAAAGAGGCAGAAAAUGGAUAGAUGGCUGGGGAGGGGGUGGAGCUUUCAAAAAUGGCACUGCUGUGCUUUAAAAUGUGUUCAUUCUAAUGACUAACAAACAAUGAACUUUCUAUGUAUGAUAGUGGUCACGGUUGCUCAGGAUAAUACACAGAUGCUGAUUCUUCACAUUAUAUUUAAUUUUAGGAGGUUUAAAUUAUUGUGAGACUUUUUGUUUGUUUGCUUGUUUUGCCUCAGACCUUUCAAAAUGAGUUGAAGCUAUCGAACACAUUGCGAACAAAAAACACUUUGACUAAAGAGAUCUCAACUGGCUGCCCUUUAUGUAAUACCACUUUGUAUCACAAGAUGGUGCAGUGAGUCAGUGUAACCUUUAGUUAACCUGGCAGAUUAUUUAGAGCCCAUAUUUACAAAAUGAAAAGCUUUGUGCAGAAAUCGAUAUAAAGCUAAAAAUUUAUAUUAAAAGUCAAGCUGCAACAAGAGCUCCUUCAUAGCACACGAUGAUUAAACAUGGAAAUCAAGAAAGCCUGCUAAAUGUUGAAUUUUAUGAUUGCAUCACUAUGAUCUGUGAUAUUUCAAAGAUUUCUGUACAUUUUCUAAAACGUAGAAGCAAUAAUGGUUUAACAACUUGGCAGUUUGAUUUUUCAGAAAACAAAUUGAUAUGCCUCGCUCUAAUUUUUCUGAAAGAGAUUACAUACGUCGGCACAUACAGUUGUUUUAUGUUUGCGUUGUACAUCAUCGGAACAUUGAAUGGACUUGCAAGCUUGUGGAUUUGUUUUCCUGCCAUCAUGUAACAGCUGUUUUAUAAAUGCUUUGAAUUUUGCCUUUUUUAUUGAGCAGACAGCUGUAAAGACAAAAAAAAUGUACUGGUUGGAUAAACCUGUGACAUCUGGUUGUUGGGCAACCUUACAAAAUUUAUAUUUGUAUUAAAAAAAAGUAAUAUUUUACAACUUUCAAUGUUUUAAUGGAGGGCUAUUCUUAUUCCACAGUGUAGCAGCUGAGGAGGUUUUUUUUUGUACAUAAAGCUGUAAAGUAAAAUGUUCGCCCACAUAUGAGGAUGUAUGAUAAUUAUUUUGCUAUUCAAACAGAUGUCUUUGCUAAUUAUUAACUAUAGUGACACCACUGCAGCGAUGAAUAGCUUUUACGAGAAUAUUUACACUGCCCUGGAGGCACAGGGACAUCUUGAAUUUGUAGAUUUUUCUCCAAAAGAUACAAGUCUCUUACCAACAGAGGUGUGAUAAGAGACUGGAACAUCAUGCCAUCAAAAAACCCAAAUUAUGUACAAAUAAAGAGAUGAAAUCUAAGAGUAUUUAUAUGAAAAAGUAGCAAUAAUGAAGUUUUAAGUUAUUCUGUAAAUUUGCAAAAAUUAUAAGAAAGAAGUUGAUAAAAAUCAAAAUAGUGCAGUGAGACGCUGAACUACAAACAGUUACACCAUUAUUUACAAUAUUAUCAUUUAGCAUUAUUAACAUGAUAUUUAAUUUUUAAACAUUGUGUUUAUCGUCAGUACUGAAGUGUCGUGUAGGGUGGCCAGAUCCCAGUAAACUACGUUAAGAUAAAAAUGUUUAGUUUUAGGUCACAUGUUUGACUUCGAUCAUGUGACAUGUCAUUUGAAUGCAUUUCCCCUGAUUUUGAGAAUCAUAAAUUGAAGCUGAUGUUUAUUUCUGUGAUCUUGUGUCGUGUUUCCUUUUUCUUGUGUUAAAACUGCUGUUCUGUCUGAUAAGCAGAAAGGUUUUUAGACACGUUUCCUCUGAAACACGUGCUUACUUUAGUAAACUUUAACAAACUAUGUGGAGAGUGUCUCAAAAUGUGGAAGAAGGGAGAUGAAAUUUAAAUGACCUGGUCACCCUAUUCUUAAGAUACUCCUAGAUAUAAUCUGCUUUUUUACAGCAGGUCUAAAUCUGCUGCUUCUCUCUGUAUGAGGUAAAUGCAAGUUCCUGACAGACAGAUGGUUAAAAUAAAAAUCUGUUUAUGGCAAAUAAUUCUGGUUUGAUGGAGGAUGGAUGUCUCAAACACCUGGUUAAGGUUAGACUUAAGCUUAUGUUUUAAAUACUGUCUUAUGCAGCUGUGGGACACAUGUAGAAAUUAGAUUUAAAAGUCUCCUUCAGAGGCAUUUUCCCCUCAAAUUAAUAUAAAGUGUAGAGAAAAAUGACACUACAAAUUCAAAAUGUCUCAAAGCCAUUGUUUUUAAAUAUGCAUUUUUGCUCCAUUGACUUUUUAUUUUAUGUUUUUUUUAAAUUGAAGCCAUAACCACUACGCUCAACCGCUCUAACCGCUCUAACAGCCUGAAGCACUGCAGCUGUGGUGAUGAGACUCGUUAUGAUGAAAGUCAUGCUGACCUACUUUUUUAAUAUAAGCAAAUGAUUAUUGAACUUGUUUGAGUGGCCUUCCUGCGGUGCAUCUUUCACAACAUUGUUUUUGCUUCUGAAACAGUAUUACAGUGAAACAAAAUUCAUCCAGCAGCUGUUUUUGAAUGUUUGUAAAGGUUGAUGCAGAUGACCGACGGCUGCUGCUAAAACUCAUGCAGCAUGUCGCUGUUUGAUUAAAUGUUUGAAAAGGCUGCUGUUUGGAUGAGGUCAGAGGAUUUUUUCAUGCUACAUGUCUCGUUCAGUGGGGUCACUGACGUUAACUGAUGUGUUUUGUUUUGUGUCAUUAAACUGACUUCUUAAAAUGUAAAA